GGGUGCACUCCAGGCCGGAAGCGUGAACCAGCUGCCUUGUCUGUCAGCUUUCUCCUCACAGCACUCCGUCUACCAGCUAGGCGCCAUGAAGUUUCGGGCCAGGAUCACCAGCAAGAGUUUUCUAGAGCUCUUCAUCCAGGUCAGCGGCACCGUAGCGAGGCUGACGAAGGUCUGUGUGCUCCGAAUGUGUCCUGACAGUCUGUGCUUCUGCCCCACGGGGCUGCUGGGUGAGGGCCAGCUGUGGGGUGAGGUGAGGCGGGGAGUCUUCCGCCACUUCUGCAUGGAGGGUGUUUCGGAGGAAUUCAAUGAGAUCUAUCUAGAGCUGAAGUCUGAGCAUCUGGCCAGAGCCGUGAGGAAUGCGGGCAGCGCUUCAUCCCUGAAGCUCCAGCUCACCAACAAGCGUCGUCCCUGCCUCACCGUGGUGGUGGAGCUGGCGUCGUGCCCAGGCCACACCCGUGCCAUGGUCCAUGAUUUGCCUGUGAAGGUGCUUCCUAGAAGGUGGUGGAAAGAGUACACAGAGCCCCGAGUUCGGGCCUCGGAUGUGAGUGUUUAUCUGCCAGCUUUGAAGACCCUGAAGAACAUGGUGGAGAGGAUGGCAAACAUGGGCGAUCGGGUGCUGGUGGAAGCAAAUCUAAACGGCAGAAUGAACUUGAGUGUAGAAACUGAUGUCGUGACUAUUAAAAGCUAUUUCAAAAAUCUUGGAAAUCCUCCAAAGGCCGUUCUGGGUGUGACUCAAGGUGAAGACCCAGAGAACAUGGUGCAAGUGAGGGUGGACAAUAAGAAGCUUCUUCUGUUUUUCGAAGGACAGCAGAUAAACCCCACAAUGGCCUUAUGUAAUAUUUUGAGCAAUACUCUGCUUCAUCUUGUUUUGGUUCAUGAUGAUAUCUCUCUUCAGUAUUUUAUUCCUGCUUCAUAAAUAUUCAAGCAGCCCUAAUUUUCUUCUUCAAAGAAAUCUUAAUUUAAGAUCUUUCCAGAACUGAAACGCUGAGUUAUUUGAAUUAAGAGGCUGCACCCCCGUGGAUUAUGUAGGAUGUUUAUUUUGUUGAGUGCUCCCUUUGUAAAAUGUUAAGAAACAAAUGGAGAAAUAAUUGGAUAGUUCGUGUGCUUGUUUUUUGGCUUUGACAGUUAAAUUAUA
Molecule: messenger RNA, 1135 nt
Organism: Peromyscus eremicus (cactus mouse)
Lineage: Eukaryota; Metazoa; Chordata; Mammalia; Rodentia; Cricetidae
Gene: Hus1b
Product: HUS1 checkpoint clamp component B
Exons: 1
Coding region: 86-916 (276 amino acids)
Biological process (GO): telomere maintenance; mitotic intra-S DNA damage checkpoint signaling; meiotic DNA integrity checkpoint signaling
Cellular component (GO): checkpoint clamp complex; site of double-strand break; nucleolus
Source: RefSeq, a predicted model, not a curated record